Messenger RNA from Phytophthora nicotianae INRA-310, 785 nucleotides. RefSeq lists its product as hypothetical. The record is from RefSeq and is a predicted model, not a curated record. The transcript has a single exon. NCBI's taxonomy places the organism in Eukaryota, Oomycota, Peronosporomycetes, Peronosporales, Peronosporaceae. Bases 1 to 525 code for a protein of 174 amino acids.
AUGCUCACUUCCGCAAACACGUCGCCGUUGCACUUGGUGGCUUUCAUUUCAGAAUUUGCCUCGAGGUGGUUACGUCUCGCGUCCGACCCCGAUCCGAUUCAAGUCCCCAGCUCACGUCACGUAAUGAUGGAGAACCCGUUGCCUUCGUCCAUCCUGCCUAAAUCUGGCGGUCUGCGCAAAUCCAGCUCCACGCGGAGCUUGGCGUCGCUGGCCGAUGUGCAGGCGCUAAUCAUCGCCCAAGACGAGGAGGAGCAGGCCCAGCAGCGUCGAAAGUCACUGUCGAAGCCGCCGCGUCACGCCAGUGUGCCGAUGUACGCUCAAAUCCUGCUGCAAUUGUGGCAGAGCGAGCUGCAGCGCAACGAUGUGGACCUCACGAGCGAUUUUUUCUACGACCUGAACGGCACGGAGGAGCAGGGCGUGCAGCUCGUGGGCCGUAUGCAAGCGCUCGGCUUCAAUAUCACGGUACCGCAGUUCUUGGCCAUGCAUCGAUGCUCCAUCUACUCGGUGCUACUGGUGGCGUUGUGAACAAUUGCAACAAGGCGCAGAGCUGCUAUUUUAUCGUCGGUUUGUCCGGCCACCACGUCCCAUACCCGUUGGCUUCAUGCGUAGCGUCACGACACUCAGUAGCAUAGUAAGAUAAUUUAUAGCGUACGCACACGAAGCAUUUUUUUAAUGCAUCGAUUGUCAAUUUCUCAACGUAAUACAUGUAGAAUAUCCGACCAACUGCCAUUUCCUCAAGAACUAUUUUUCUCAUAUUUACUUCGAAGCAAAUUGACAGAUGAAAA